CUGCCAGCAGCUCAUCAUCCUUCCUUCCACUUCCACCUGCAUACCGUUAACACAGUAAGCUAGCGACAACACGUUACUUCCCAGUAAUACAUUACAUCUACAGCCAUGGCAGAUCCAAGAACACGGCAGAUUAAGAUUAAAACUGGUAUUGUUAAACGGCUGGCCAAGGAGGAGAUUGCGUACAUAACUGAAGCGAAGCAGCAGGAAGAGAAGAUCGAGCGCCUGAAAACAGAGGCGGCAGAUGAUUAUGUCAUCAAGAAACAGAUGGAGGUGUUGCAGGAGUCCAGAAUGAUGAUCCCAGACUGUCACCGCCGGCUGGCCAUAGCACACGCAGAUCUGCUACAGCUGCUAGAAACAGAAGAGGAAUUGGCUGAAUCAGAGGAGUACAAAGAGGCUAGAAGCAUAUUGGACUCAGUGAAGCUUGAAGGAUGAUUUCUGAUGCAUUUCUGUUCUCACUGUGAGAUUCACUUGCUUAAAUGUCCAUUCCUUUCGUCAGGCCUUGUUUGGAACCGUGGAGGCCAACUGAAUCCAUUCAAAGUCUCUUUUCUUGAUGUAAUUCUUUUCUUUACUGCUAACGUGCCACCACAUUUUGAUCACGUUUCUCCUGUGUGAAAAAAAUAAAAUAAUUCCACAAUAA
This is a messenger RNA of Haplochromis burtoni (Burton's mouthbrooder), 637 nucleotides long. It is a transcript of the gene tbca, whose product is annotated as tubulin cofactor a. Gene Ontology annotation, cellular component: microtubule cytoskeleton; cytosol. Gene Ontology annotation, biological process: tubulin complex assembly; post-chaperonin tubulin folding pathway. The coding region runs from base 106 to 432 and encodes 108 amino acids. NCBI's taxonomy places the organism in Eukaryota, Metazoa, Chordata, Actinopteri, Cichliformes, Cichlidae. Gene Ontology annotation, molecular function: beta-tubulin binding. The transcript has 4 exons. The record is from RefSeq and is a predicted model, not a curated record.